GCCUUUGAUUACUCACCAUUUCGUAUGUACAGAAGUCAAAUAUUGUUUAAAUAGUAACGUUUCUUAUGUAUAAAAAUUGUCAGAGGAAGUACAACGACGCUUGUGAAAUUAUCCAGUUUAGAAGAAAUAUACUACAUAAACAAUUCAAAAAAUGUUUCAAUCGCCUGAAUAUAGUAGCACAUUGUCGCUGAAGUUAUCUGAGGUAUUAGAGGAUGUUGGUGUCAAUGAAGAAGUGGUGAUGAAAAGGAGAAGAGUUUUCAUGCUGAAAGAGAAUAUUCAAACUGUGACAUGGAGAUCAUUAUGUGAUAACAGCACUACAUAUUAUUUUGGGAGUCAAUCUGAGGGCACAACUACUGAAGGUCUUCAUUCAGAUACUGACUUACUGCAUGUGAACUAUAAUAGUAAUGUAAUACAGGACUGGUCAGAGUGGAAACAGAAUAAAAGAAAUCUUCUCAUGAUACAGGAUGAGAAUGUAACACCUGGAUAUUGUUUCCUACAACUAGUACGAUCUGAUGAGUCUCUUUUUGAGACAAUUAUUCCUAAUGAAUAUUUUAUCGGAGAUAGUAAAGGGAGGGUAUUACUGAAAAAUACAAUAUUGAAUGGUUUACAUGAAGACGCUGAGAGACACGGCCCUUCUAAUGUUUUGCCCGAAAAAGAAGGAUACAGUUCCAUUGACAUAGUUUUUGGGGAACCUUGUUAUUCAGUGCCACAAUCAGCUUUACAUUCACUAGACAGACAAAGCAUAGGGAGAUGGCCAACAUCUGAAAUGAUCAGAUAUGCUUUUAGUAAUGGUUGUUUUGUUGUUGGUGCGAGCAGUAAGAUUAGUACUUACCCGGAACUAGAAUGGAGAAUAUCGACAUCAUUAGGAGAAAGAUGCUAUAUGUUUAAUCUAAACAUAGCAAAAUUACAUUGCUAUGUUUUGCUGAAAAUUAUUUUGAAAUCUUUUCUGACACCUGAAAGAGAAAGUGCUUUGUCUAGUUUGAUGUGUAAAACUAUAGUAUUACAUUGUAUACAAAACACGGACCGAUUCAUUUGGAAAAAGAACAAUAUUUUCACAUGUUUAACGUAUUGCUUGCUUGAACUACAAAGCUAUAUUCAAAAUGAAAAUUGCCCGCAUUUUAUAAUUCCGGAAAACAACCUUAUGGCCGGACAAUUUUCUGCAGAAGAGAAGCUUGACAUUUUAUGGAAGAUAAGUGACAUUAUACAGAGUGAUGGUAGAUGUUUGCUUCGAAUAAGAAUUGAUGAUAUUGGUAAUCGACUAAAGGUCAAAUUUCAGACAGAUCGUGUGAUACCUGAUGGUAUGCUUACUCCUCGUCUCAUUAAUGAAAAUAUUACGAGUUUGUUAUUUAUGAACUUAGCACAAACUAUUAGCAGUUGUCAAUUAAGGAUUUUAUAUUUCUUGCAAGAAAAACAACUCAAUCUCAAACAAUGUAUCCUAAAGCUAGCAAACUAUAGUGUACAUGGAUCUAGACUAGAACAGCUUGCAAGCCAAUGUCUGGUACCGUUUCUUUAUUCAACCCUUGGAUCUAUAAUGGUGUCAUCAAAUAUUCGACAGAAUACUGCAAUUCAAUAUCAAGCUCUUAAGUUGUUCUCACUAGGUUUAAACUCGGAUGAGACAUCUGGCAGACUUAAACUAGCGUCAAUGUUGUAUUGUGUAGGUGAUAUGGAUUGGAUAGAGUGGAGUUCAUUCUGAGACAAACUGAAUAUCGAUACAACUGUGAUAUUGUUGAACCUGUAUGUUCUUGCUGGGAUCAUCUAUGGCCUGAUAGGUCGGCAGAAUUUAAGAGAAAGUG
Messenger RNA from Ruditapes philippinarum (Manila clam), 1793 nucleotides. RefSeq lists its product as uncharacterized. The transcript is spliced from 2 exons. The coding region runs from base 152 to 1693 and encodes 513 amino acids. NCBI's taxonomy places the organism in Eukaryota, Metazoa, Mollusca, Bivalvia, Venerida, Veneridae. The record is from RefSeq and is a predicted model, not a curated record.